This is a messenger RNA of Ilyonectria robusta, 3690 nucleotides long. RefSeq lists its product as uncharacterized. Lineage: Eukaryota; Fungi; Ascomycota; Sordariomycetes; Hypocreales; Nectriaceae. The record is from RefSeq and is a predicted model, not a curated record. Bases 1 to 3690 code for a protein of 1229 amino acids. The transcript is spliced from 3 exons.
AUGCGAUUCUCCAAGCUCUUUAUCCUGGCUUCGGCGUCAUUCAGCGUUGUCGCUCGCGACUCGCCACGCACCGUCUCGCCGCCCGAGCUCCAGCUGGUAGAGCUCUUGGAGAAGCACAACCUGGCUCUCGUUCCCAAAUCAGAGCUGACAGACGCAUUGACGGAACUGAAUCUGUUGCUGAAGAACAGCCAGCGGGCGCCAAUACCAGUGCUGCUCAAAAGACAAAACAGCACGUCAGACUCGAGCUCCAGCUCCAGCUCCAGCUCCGAUAGCAGCUCAUCCGAUGGGCUUUUCCAAAUUCCUGGAUUGAGUGGCCUAACAGGUGCUAUUGGCGACCUAACCGACCUCUUGAAGGCUCUUGGAGACCUCCUCACCCCCGAGUUUCUCCAAGCUUUCCACGAUGCCAUGGUGUAUCUGUCUGCAACGCUGCAACCUCCCGCUGCCACGGAGAUUAGGAGUUUACUUUCGAAAGCGGGACCACUUCUGGAUUUGGUAGGAGAAUUGGACCUGAAAGGCCUCGUCGACCAGCUCAAGGAUGUCGAUAUUGCUGGGCUCGUUGGCACAGCCCUCAAGCUUCUAACAGACGACAACCUCACCAACAUCAAGAAUCUGCUAUCGAACGGCGCCGCGCUUCUCACUCCGACAUUUGUCAACGAAACGCAAUCGCUCAUCGGAGAUGCUUCACCUUUGCUCAACCAACUCUCGCCGUUGAUCAAGAAACUCACAGACCUCGACCUUGACGGCAUUCUCGGUGCCUUGGAUCCGCUGCUCAAGAAGGAAGCAAUUGAGGGCGUUGUCAACCUGUUAGGCAAUGCGGAGACCUUGCUCUCACCCAGCUUUGUCAAUGAGACACAAUCACUCGUUAAAGAAGUCUCGCCGCUACUUAGCAAGCUAUCGCCUCUGCUUGGGAAGCUUACGGAUCUUGACCUCGAGGGUAUUAUCACUGCCUUGGACCCGCUUCUGACGAAAGAUUCCAUCGAGGGCAUUGUGACGUUAAUAGGCAAUGCAGGGGAUCUCCUAUCACCCAGCUUUGUCAACCAGACCCAAUCUCUUGUUAAAGACGUUUCGCCUUUGCUCAGCGAGCUCUCACCCUUGCUCAAGAAGAUUACAGGCCUCGACCUUGAGGGUAUUCUCAGCGCCUUGGAUCCUUUGCUCAAGAAGGACUCGAUCGAGGGCAUCGAAAUUGUAUCGCUGGUCGGCAACGCAGGUGAUCUACUGUCGCCCAAAUUUGUCAAUCAGACUCAAUCUCUCAUUGGAGGCAUCGGCCCAGUGCUUGAUGAGCUCAUGCCAUUCCUUAAAGAGCUCACCAAGUUGGAUCUCCAGGACGUCCUAGAAGCGCUUCAACCGUUACUCAAAAAGGACUCUAUUAAUGGGAUCGUGGUCCUACUGAAGAAUGCGGGAGAUCUCUUGACACCAAAGUUUGUGAAUCAAACGCAAGACCUCAUCGCCGGUGCAUCACCCUUGAUUUCCAAACUAUCAGACAUCGAUCUCAAAGGAUUGUUGGAUUCCCUGGCUCCAAUACUCACCAAGGAGUCUAUACAAGGCAUCGCUGAGUUGUUGGAGAACGCGGAACUGCUCUUGACGAAGGACUCCGUCAAGAGUCUGAAGACGCUUAUUUCGACCGCGUCGCCCUUGAUUGAGAAAUUGUCCGACAUUGAUCUCAAGGGAGUUCUAGAUGCCUUGAGCCCGAUUCUCACCAAGGAGUCUAUUCAAGACAUCAUGGGACUCUUACAGAAUGCUGAGUCUCUCCUUACCAAAGAAACCGUCAAGAGCAUAAAAACCCUGCUCUCGAGUGCCAGUCCGCUCAUUGAUAGUCUUUCAAAAAUUGAUCUUCAAGGAGUCCUGACCGCCUUCGCUCCUCUACUUACCAAGGACUCUGUCCAAGGUAUUGUCGGAUUGUUGGAGAAUGCCGAGUCGCUAUUGACUAAAGAUACCGUCAAGAGCAUCAAAUCUCUUCUUUCAAGUGCCGGCCCUCUACUUGACGGUCUUUCGAAUAUUGAUCUCGCAGGAGUGUUUAGCGCUCUAGCUCCGCUACUUACCAAAGACUCUAUUCAGGGUCUUGUCGGACUGCUGAGCAAUGCAGAGUCACUGUUGACCAAGGACACUGUCAAGAGCAUCAAGUCGCUUCUUUCGAGCGCCGGCCCUCUCCUUGAUGGCCUUUCGAAUAUUGAUCUUGAGGGAGUGUUGAACGCUCUCGCUCCAUUACUUACCAAGAGCUCUAUUGAGGGUCUUGUCGGACUGUUAGGCAAUACUGAGUCGCUUUUGACCGAGGAAACCGUAAAGAGCAUCAAGUUGCUUCUUACGAGCGCCAGCCCGUUGCUUAAUACCUUGUCCAAGAUCGACCUUCAAGGAGUGCUUGACUCGUUGGCACCUCUCCUCACCAAGGAAUCCAUCGGAGGGUUGGUCGGAUUGCUCGGCAAUGCUGAGAACCUCUUGUCGAAAACCUUUGUCUCUCAGACAAAAUCUCUCAUCUCCAAGGCUUCUCCCCUCCUGGACAGCCUUGACAAGGCCGACCUUGCAGGCCUGCUUGACCAGAUCUCCCCACUGUUGAAGGAGAUCGGCAAGCUUGAUCUAGAGAGCUUGCUCAGUGCUGUCCGUCCUUUACUCACCUCGGACUCCAUCAAGGGCAUCAUGAGACUACUGGGCAAUGCAGAGGAGUUGCUGACGACCAAAUUCGUCAAUGAAACCCAGACACUGAUCACUGGUGCCGUUCCAUUGGUGUCCGCCUUGGGCGAGGUCGACCUUCCUGAUCUGAUCAAUCUACUAUCUCCUCUGCUGAAGGAGAUCAGCAAGAUCGACCUCGUGAAACUCAUUAAGAAGCUUUCCCCGCUGCUUGAUGAAAUUAGCGACCUUGACAUCAAGGGUCUGUUUGAUGCCAUAUCCCCCCUGCUCUCACCGGAUGGUGUAAAGGGCAUCAUGGGACUGCUCGGGAACGCGGAAGAUCUUCUCACUACCAAAUUUGUGAACCAAACACAGACCCUGAUUGAAGAAGCUCUUCCACUGGUGUCGGCGCUUGGCGAGAUCGACUUGAAGAGUCUGAUACGUCAGCUGCAACCCCUUCUCGAGGCUCUGGGAGAGAUUGACUUCAAGGACUUGAUCAAUAAGGUCAAGCCACUCCUGAAUGCACUCCUGAAAAUCGAUCUCGCAGGUCUGGUCGAGAAGAUUCUUCCAAUUCUGGACGAGUUGGAUAAUAUAGAUCUCAAAGCCCUAUUCGACGUACUAGAACCCUAUUUGACCCCGGAUUACCUGAAAGGUAUAUUCCAACUGGUUGGAAAUGCUGAGAACCUUCUUACAAACACCUUCGUCAAACAAACUCACACGCUUGUGGGAGGUGCCGUACCGCUGAUCGCAGUUCUGAGCAAGAUCGACAUUGAGGGCUUGUUCAAGAUUAUUGAACCGCUACUGAAGGAGCUGGAAGGAAUCGACCUGUCUGGGCUUGUUGAUGCGGUCAAGCCCCUUCUUGCGGCUCUCAAGAAGAUUGAUAUCAAGGGCAUAGUGGACCAAGUCUUGCCAUUGAUUACACCGGCCAGUGUCAAGGGCAUCUUGUCACUUCUUGGCAAUGCUGAAUCUCUCUUAAGUCGGGUUUUUAUAUCGCAAGUUUCGGAACUAAUUGGUGAUGCGACACCGCUCGUUGCGACAGUCGCAGAUCUUGUCCACGCGGUAUUGAAGGAGUUGAUCGGGAAAUCUUAA